Messenger RNA from Caretta caretta (loggerhead turtle), 1100 nucleotides. RefSeq names its product phospholipase A2 inhibitor and Ly6/PLAUR domain-containing protein. The record is from RefSeq and is a predicted model, not a curated record. Gene Ontology annotation, cellular component: extracellular region. Lineage: Eukaryota; Metazoa; Chordata; Testudines; Cheloniidae. Gene Ontology annotation, molecular function: phospholipase inhibitor activity.
AUGUCUCAUCCCCAUCAGAGAAAUAUUCUUUUCCAUCCCUGCAGUGACUGGAGACUUAGGAGCGUUGGGUGGAAUUCAUCUUCUGACUUUCCUUCAGCCCCUGCUUGCAUAAAUCCUCUGGACGGAGAAUUUGCUGCAUCAGAGACCCCAGCUCCAAUUCAUGCUCUUCCUAUCACCAUGAAGGCUCCCCUCUUUCUCUACAUCCUCUUUGCUCUCCUAGAUCUGGGUGCCUGUCUGCAGUGUGAGGUUUGCACUGGCUUUGGCAGGAACUGCACGGGCAGCAUGGAGACCUGCAGUUCUGGAGAAGAUUCCUGUGCCAUCACUGUGUUUGAAAGCCUAAUAGUGGGAUUCAAUAUACAGCAGGUAACCAAGUCCUGCAUGGCAUCCAGUGAGUGCAGAGCUAGCCCUGUUGUUGUGAGGUUUGGGGAGGAAACAGCAAUAAGGAAGAGCACCACCUGUUGUGUGGGGGAUGCCUGCAGUACAGACUCCAUUACAAUGCCCCCAGCAGACACAACCUCAAAUGGCUGGCGUUGCCCUGCCUGCUCUUCUGUGUUUAUUCCAUGCAGCGAAGAGACGUUAGACUGCACUGGAUCUGAGACCCAAUGCAUCGCAGUAACCGGAAGCAUAGCAAUGGGUUCGUUUCCUUUACAGGCCACUUUGAAGGGUUGCGCCACUGAAUCCAUGUGCACCCUUUUAAAAGGAGAUUCAAAGACCUUCGGAGACAACAUACAGAUAACCACAGCCACAUGCAGGCUAGCCCCUGGCAGGUCUGAACUGACUAAGGGACCAGGCCUGGGUGCAAGUGGCACAGCUAAGGGACCAGCCCCUACUGUAACCAGCCGGAUUAAGGGUCCAGCCCCCAGCGCAAGUGGCACAGCUAAGGGACUAGCCCCUGGUGCAGCCAGCCCAACUAGGGGUGCAGCCCCUUUUGCGGCUGGCAUGACUCCAAGACCAUCUGGGCUUCUCGUCCUCCCAGUCCUCACAGGGUUAUUCCUGGUGAAGCUCCUCCCUUGAUCCCCACAUUAUGCACUGGCGACACUGCACUGAGUAACACCUGUUCAGCUUGCAUUUGCCUUUCUCAGCUGCUGCUUUUCCAUUCC